Molecule: messenger RNA, 2228 nt
Organism: Fomitopsis serialis
Lineage: Eukaryota; Fungi; Basidiomycota; Agaricomycetes; Polyporales; Fomitopsidaceae
Product: actinin-like protein
Exons: 18
Coding region: 54-1919 (621 amino acids)
Biological process (GO): actin cytoskeleton organization; actin filament bundle assembly
Cellular component (GO): actomyosin contractile ring; actin filament bundle; cortical actin cytoskeleton
Molecular function (GO): calcium ion binding; actin lateral binding
Source: RefSeq, a predicted model, not a curated record
CUCCGUUCGCCCUUGUUUCGACUAUUUUGACGUGUCGCUGUGUGCUCGCCGACAUGGACUCACUGGAGGCACGCUCUCGGGAUGUCCAGGAGAGGACCUUCUGCAAAUGGCUGAACACAAAGUUGGAAUCCAACGGAUAUCCUCCGAUGACCUCGCUGGUCAAGGACCUAUCGGAUGGUGUCCGGCUCAUCCAGCUUAUGGAGAUCAUGGGCGAUAUAUCUCUUGGAAGAUAUAACAGGAACCCACGGAUGCGCGUGCAGAAAGCCGAGAAUGUGAACAAAGCGUUGGAGUUCAUCACCUCGCGAGGCGUCAAACUAACGAAUAUCGGGCCUGAAGAUAUCAUUGACGGGAAUCUCAAGCUCAUCCUGGGCAUGAUAUGGACUUUAAUUUUGCGCUUCACCAUCGCUGACAUCAGCGAGGAGGGCUUGUCUGCUAAGGAAGGCCUACUACUAUGGUGUCAGCGGAAGACCGCACCCUACAAGGAAGUCGACGUGCAGGACUUCUCUCUGAGCUGGUCCGACGGCCUCGCAUUAUGUGCACUAAUUCAUUGCCACCGGCCGGACUUACUCGACUACGACAAACUGGACAAGUCCGAUCGGCACGGGAAUACCCGGCUCGCGUUCCAAGUAGCAGCAGACCAUCUCGGGAUCCCACAACUGCUAGAGGUAGCCGACUUGUGCGAUACCGCUCGCCCGGAUGAGCGCAGUGUUAUGACCUAUGUAGCCAGCUUCUUCCACGCGUUCUCAUCUAUGGAGCAGGUUGAGACCGUGUCACGGCGAGUGGAGAAAUUUGCAGAACUUAUGUACUCUGUCUGGCUUAGCAAGAAUGACUACGAACGACGUGCACGCGAGCUACUCUCUGCCAUCUCCUCUAUCCAAGCGCGCUGGGCCGCAGCCGAGUUCACGGGCACCUACACAGACGCCAAGGAACAUUCCGCCAGCUUCACCACGUACAAGCAGACAAAGAAGCGAGCAUGGGUCACGGAACGGCAAGACGUCACCACUCUCUUUGGGAACAUCCAGACCAAGCUCCGCACGUACGGACUGCGGGAGUACACCCCUCCACCGGGGCUUGCGCUGUCGGACUUGGACACCGCUUGGAAUGAGCUAUUGGGAUCGGAAGCAAAGAGAUCACGUGCGAUUAAUGCAGAGAUCCGACAGAUCAAGGAGGGUCUGCGCAAGGCGUUUGCUGAUCUCGCCAACAACUUUGAGAAACGGCUCCGCGCGAUCUCAUCAGAGCUGGCCGGGAUUGAGGGCGCACUAGAGGAACAACAGGAGCAAAUGACACAACUCCGUACGAAGCUACCCUUGCUGACAGACGGACUUGCCGCUGUGGUGAGGGCGGAAGACGAAUGCAGGGCUGCUAACGUGGACGAGAACGACUACACUGUAUUCACGUGUCAGGAUCUGGAGUUCGAGCUUGAGCUGCUAGAGCAGAGUAUCUCGAAGAAGAUCGCCUUCAUAGACAACCAGAUUGUAUCGCGGAACAUGACGAACUUGACACCAGCACAGCUGGAACAAUUCGAGAGUACCUUCCGGUACUUCGACCGGGACGAAACGAACACUUUAAACCAAGCGGAGAUGGCUGCCGCCCUUGCCAGUCUUGGCAUCGUAUAUUCUGACGAAGAUAUGGACAUCAUUUACGACCAGUUAUUGCAAGACUACGGUGCGGUUACGUUUGAGGCCUUUAUCAAUCUCCUGGUUGAGAUCACGGAAGACCAGACAUCGCCCGACCAGCUGCGUGACUCGUUCCGAGGCAUCGCGAACGAUAAGCCGUUUGUGACAGAGCUGGACCUGCGCGUCGCACAGUUGCCAGCAAGCGCGAUCGAGUACCUGCGGCAGGCCAUGCCACCUGCGGCCAGUGGCGCUGAAGAGGCCGAGUACGACUACGAGGCUUGGCUGGACGAUGUGUUUGCAUGAGUCUCCGGCCUGCGACAGAUAUUCAGUGUUGUAUCCAUCAUUAUUCUGCUCUGCACAGCCCAAGUUCCGCAUUCCUCUCCCGCAAUUCGUUACUGUAGCAUACAUCGCGUAGACGGGAAGGUGUAGAUUAGAUCGUGGGUACCUACGUGUAUCCGACGUAAUGCAAGCUUCAGACUUCCGCGCUGCCCAGUUUGCGCGCCAUCCGCUGCGCCCGCGUUCUGCCGCAGGCCCUGUACGGACCGCAGAUGGAUGGGUGGGUGUUGUGUCACUGCGGCCAGUCGAGGCUGUGGACGAGACGAGAUUCAGUGA